AGGAGGUGCGGAAGAAGAAGAGGAAGAGGAGGAAGAGGAGGAAGGCAGAAGAGAAUCAAUCGAGAACAUAGUCGGGUCUGUCCAAAAUCGGCGGAAUAAUGUUUCUGCGUAUCGACAGGAUCGUGCGUUCGGGGAUCUUGUUUCUGUUGUGCAUCGAGUCGAGCUUUCAGCAGGAGGAAGAUAUACCCCAUAACGAAGUCAAAAACUGGGCCUUGAAGUUUGGAGUGGAUUUAUGGGAAUUUGGUAAGCAAGUGACCAAAAUGGGCGAAAUACAGAGGAAUUAUUAUAAGGUCGAGGCGAAUCUCAUUAAAAGGGACGGCUUGGUACUGGUCAGAGAAAUGGCUGCUGAAGUUAAAAAUAUGAUGGAUUUCAAAAUGAACGCUGUUAUGAGACUAAUGGAAAAUGCGGAACAGGCUGCAGUUUCGCCGCCAAGGGAUGCUAACAUUUUGCCUAAAUAUUCUUCCUAUCGUUAUAAUCUUUUUACGACUGAUGGCAAAAAGUCUUCCGAUUCUCGAGAAAUCUAUCUAAAUACGCAUCAUCAUUUCGAUUGGUUGGCAGUAAACGUUUCUUUAUCGUCCGUUCUCGUACCGGGUGAAAUUGAUGAAACAGAAAGCGACGUAGCUGCAGGCAUUCUAUGGAGCGAAUAUUUGGAUCCUCUUUUCAUCAAUAAUUAUGAAAGCGAUCCUUCCUUAUCGUGGCAGUACUAUGGUGCAACGUCAGGAUUUUUGAGACGUUUUCCUGCAAUAACGUGGCCACCGGUAGAAGGAGUAUUUGGUUCUAACCAAAAAGCACCCUUAGUCCUUUCGAAUCCUGUAUUCCGGCACGUGUACGACUUUAGGACUUCCAAUUGGUUCGUCGGUGCUGCCAAUAGUCCUAAAGAUUUAGCUAUUUUAAUCGACACUAUGGGAUAUGACAGCGAACGGAAUGAAAAAUUGCUAAUCGCUACGACCAAAGCUAUAUUGGAUACGUUAGGUCCUGACGAUUACGUCAACGUUUAUCGAUACGGCGAGACAGCUGAGGAAAUCGUUCAGUGUUUCAAGGAUAGUCUGGUUCAAGCUUCGCCAGAAAACAUACAGGAACUCAAGUCAGCUAUGAAUACAUUGAAACACGAGGAAAGUACUAAGAACAUAUCCGCGGCCUUGAGUACGGCCUUUGAAAUCCUUCACAAGUACAACAGAACCGGUCAGGGCAGUCAAUGUAAUCAAGCGAUCAUCUUGAUAACAACCGACAACGAAGCUCCUCCUACGGAAGUGAUCAGAAGGUAUAACUGGCCACACAUGCCAGUUAGAUUAUUUGCUUACCUUAUUGGCGGUGACAAGAGUCCGGAACUCUUUGACAUGGCUUGCACCAACAAAGGAUAUUACGCGAGAAUUACUAAACCGGAAGAGAUUAAAAGUAAAGUUUUCGAAUAUGUUAAAGUACUUGCACGGCCUAUGGUGCUUUAUCAGCACGAUCAUCCUAUACAUUGGAGUCCGGCUUACAUUGGCGGAAAAAGUAAAAGAUUCGGUAGAGAAAAUCACGGACAAUUGAUGACAUCCGUCACUGCUCCGAUUUUGGAUCGUCGAAAUCAUACGUUAAAAAGAGCUAAUUUAUUGGGCGUCGUUGGUACCGACGUUCCUGUCGAAGAAAUACAAAAACUGGUACCACCUUACAAGUUGGGAGUCAAUGGAUACUCCUUUAUCGUUGACAAUAACGGUCGUGUCUUGUAUCAUCCGGACCUGCGUCCAUUGCCAGAAAAUUCAGAUUACGAAGAGACACUAAAGCCUACGUACAUAAGCGUAGAUUUAUCGGAAGUUGAACUAGCGGAAUACGACGGACCCUCGCACCCUUUGAAUAAUUCACUUCUUUUAGAUUUGAGGCACGAUAUGAUCGAUCAGAAAGAAGGGGAGAUCGGCUUUAGCGUGAAAAUUCAUUACGAUGACAUGAAAAGAGUGACGAUCAGACGACACAAUUAUUUUUACAAGCCGAUAGAGGGUACACCGUUUUCAUUAGGUUUGGCUUUACCCGAAGGGUAUGGCAUGUUCGAACUCCUUGCCGAACAAGAGAUCAAGCACAUGGCAGUCAAUGCGACCGAAUACUUUAAAGGUAAUAAUUGGAAAGUACAUCCAGAUUGGGUGUAUUGCGAAUAUAAUUCGGCAUCGAGCAAGACGUUCAUUUCCCCGGAGGAACGCAUAAUACACUUUUUAUCGCGUACGAAAAAACCCGCGUGGAAGUGGAUGUCCUUGAGACCAAGGAGUCCAAGCUCGCACCAUAAGCAAGCGAGCAAGCCAGAGAAGGACUCUCAUUACUGUGACAAGGGAUUAAUUCAAUCCUUAAUUUUGGACGCUAUCGUAACGGAUGGGUUUGAUAAAAGAGGAAAUUCGAUGCACAAAGAAGAGAAUACAAACCCUAUUGCCAUACUGAUGGCUCUACUGCACAGCAAAGGCAGGGGUAGAUUUGGGGUUAUCAGAAGUUUUGUCGCAACUAGGAGUGGACUUUUUCGUUGGCACGAACAUCAACAGAGUUAUGAAAAAACAGAGGAGCCUUGGUUUCCCGAACAAUACUCAAGAGCUAUGGAGUCUUCUUGGUAUAAACGUGCAGUCGAUCAACACUCCAUCGAACCGGAAAGUUUCGUUUUCAGCGUUCCAUUCGAUGCUGCCGAAAAACCGAAUCCUCUGGUCACUGCAACGCAUGCUAUUUUUAUUGGUAAAGGACAUAAAGCACCGGCUGCAGUCGUAGGAUUGCAAUUUCAACAUUCCUCUUUGGCAUCCCAUUUCGUUAACAUAACGUCAACUUGUACAGCUGGAACGACUGGCUGUAAGAAAAACUGCGGAUCGGAGGAACUCGAUUGUUAUAUUCUUGACAAUAGCGGAUUUGUCGUUAUAAGCGAAAGGCACGAACAUACUGGGAAAUUUUUUGGCGAGAUAGAUGGUACCAUAAUGGAUUCCUUGGUACAGGAUAGGAUCUACAGGAAAGUAACCGUGAUCGAUUAUCAAGGGACUUGUAGUCCUCAAGAAAGUCAUCGUUCUUCGGCACCAAGAACUACAUCAGCUUCCAUCUUGAAAGGCACCGCACUUCUUGGAAAUUUCAUUUGGAAUCUCUUUUUGAGUUUCAACGUUCAAGACAUUUGGCGUACGGUAGUGGCUUUUGCCAAAGACGCUGCUCAUUCCAUGCAAAACGAUGACGAUCUGAUAUUAUCCGACACCGAGAUCGAAAUUGAUUCGAAUAUCGAUGAUACCGAUGAACUAAGCAGCGAACUGAAUAAUCUCGAAUCGAUAGCACCCGCGGAAUCGACCGCGGAAUCGGUUGUUCCAGGAAAAGAAGAUUUUUCGGAAAUACCAGUAGCAGCUGCGAUACCCGUUUCACCGCCUACUACUCGUGCCACCUCUGCCCACUUUCCACCGCGCAAAUUAAGAUCUUGCGAAAAGAAGACGGAUCUUUAUAUUUUGCAACCCGAAAGAUUAAAUACCAGCGGACAAAGUAAUCCGCUCAAAGGGAAAUUAACGAAUUGUCAUGUUACGGGUUGCGAAAGGCCUUUCAGCGUGCAAAAAAUACGUCACACGAAUUUAAUCCUCCUCGUGGUAGACACGUUGUGUCCAUGCGGUAACAAACAACUCAGUAUCGAGCCCAUAGAAGCUAUGACGGAACCAGGUGCUUGCACGGCGAGAAGAGAACGACUUUACCGAAGAAGGCCGCCAAAAUGUAUUAAUUAUCAUCCAGAAGAGAUGGAAAUCAAGAUUUGCGGUGGCGCAACCCUGACGCAACUUGCUCGAUCGACGCAAAUCGUAUUCUUAUUAACGACCAUCUUGCUCGUCAGGUUGGCGUGACUCUCCAAUUAAAGCACACGCGCACGCUAAUUCACAAAUAUCAAUGAACAAAAUGAUGAACAAAAUGAUGAACAAAAUGAUGAACAAAAAAUGAACAAAUUGUCUAAG
Messenger RNA from Polistes dominula (European paper wasp), 3914 nucleotides. RefSeq names its product voltage-dependent calcium channel subunit stolid (gene stol). The record is from RefSeq and is a predicted model, not a curated record. Gene Ontology annotation, cellular component: voltage-gated calcium channel complex. NCBI's taxonomy places the organism in Eukaryota, Metazoa, Arthropoda, Insecta, Hymenoptera, Vespidae. Gene Ontology annotation, molecular function: voltage-gated calcium channel activity.